This is a messenger RNA of Gaeumannomyces tritici R3-111a-1, 2256 nucleotides long. RefSeq lists its product as hypothetical. The transcript is spliced from 6 exons. The record is from RefSeq and is a predicted model, not a curated record. Bases 372 to 1493 code for a protein of 373 amino acids. Lineage: Eukaryota; Fungi; Ascomycota; Sordariomycetes; Magnaporthales; Magnaporthaceae. Gene Ontology annotation, cellular component: RNA polymerase II transcription regulator complex. Gene Ontology annotation, molecular function: DNA-binding transcription activator activity, RNA polymerase II-specific; transcription cis-regulatory region binding.
UCCACCCCCCAGUCAGAUUUAAGGGGCGCGUUUGUCGCACCAGGAAUCAGAGAUUCCAGGCAUGACUUCAUACGGGACCAUUGUGUUUAACCGUGAUUCUCAAAAAGACGAGAGAGGCGAGGACAAAGCCAGAAACUUUAUGGGGUCACAUCUGCAGCGACUCCCAAUGAUCAAUGAUUCCACCCAUGUUCUACUGUACUGUGUAUUCAUUUGAUAAUACACGCUCCCUCUUUUGCUCUCCGACCCCGCGACCCAUCCAUCCGUCCGCCAUCCGAGACUCCUCUGGCCCCAUCUUACCAAGUUGAUUCCACACGCCAUCGCUCCCGUCCCCUAACCAAAGCGGCUACCAGUAAAACAAGACCAACUGCACCAUGUCUAGUCACAUAUUCAGGAUUUUCAAGCCCGACGAGACCAAGGAGGACCGCGUCCAGAGGCGCCGCGACCAGCUGCGUGAUGCCCAAAAGAACUACCGGGACCGCAAGACCAGGUACACGCGCUCGCUCGAGCAGGAGCUCUCGCGGCUGCGGGCCAGCGAGGCGAGCCUGCUCCGCGAGGUCGGCCGCCUCCGCUCCGCGGUCCAGGGCCUCACGCUGUCCAUGCGCCACAACGGCCUGGACGCCCUGGACGACUCGGACGCCACCUCGCCCCCGGGAAGCCUGGGGUACGGCGGCGGCGGCGGCGGCUCGCCCCUAGGGAGCCUAGGAUAUGCCGGCAUCGAUGACGUGAUGGGAUCCGUCACGAGCGGCACGGCGAGCGAGGCUAGCACGCACUUGGACCAGCUCUCGCCCAGCUUCUUCUCCUCCCAGCUCGGGCCGCCCCGGGGCGGCCGCCGCCCGUCCCCGCCACAGCACCACCACAGCCGCUCGCCCGAGUCCACCGCCACCACGGACGUGUGCCUCGGCGGCUGGGACAGGGGCGUCGACGUCGCCAGCCCCGGCGUGCGCGUCUGCGACGUGGACCCCGUCGGCGCCGGCAUGGACUUUGUCUUGACCAUCGAGCGGCCGUGCCUGGGCCACCUCCACGGCGACCCCUCCAAGCCGGGCGACCCGGACGGCCACGCCCUGACAGCCUCGUCCCACAUGCUCUGCGUGAGCAAAAACAGCCCCGGCAACGGCGGCGGCGGCGGCGGCGGCGGCGGCCCCUCGGCCCGACACCACCACCAACAACAACAACAACAACAACAACAACAGCAGCAGCAGCAGCAGCAGCCGCCGCCGCCCGGGACCGUGUGCCGGGACGUGCCGUCGGCCGUGCUCGAGUCGCUGCUCAGCCUCUCGUCGGAGCUGGCGGCCGAGCACGAGGUCACGCCCGUCCAGGCCUGGAACUCGAUCCGCCACCGCCCGCAGUUUGGCGGGCUCGAGGUCCGGAGCCUGGGCCGGCUCGCCAGGGGCCUUCGGGACGCCGUCAAGUGUCACGGCUUUGGCGCCGUCAUCGACCGGAGAGUGUUCGACAAGCUCGUCUCGCAGUUUCUAUUCGACGGGAGUCCCUUCUAGGGCCUCGGUCUCCGUAUUACCUCGUUUCGAACAAAAGGUUGCGCUCCAGUUCCGAGGCUGGGCUAGCCGUGCAACAAAAAUUUGGGCGCAGAGUUACAUAGCUCUAACCAAGAGACACGGUUCCCCUGAGAGAGCCCCGGCCCGACUUUGAGUCCUGGGCAGCAUAGAACCUACCGAUCAACACGGGCUACGGUUCCCUUUGAUUUUGUUCUGGAAACACGCCGGGUGGGCCCCGGGCUGCUCGUCCCCAAGUCUAUAUCCUACCCAUCCACCCAAGGACCCAACGUGGGCCAGAGCACCUCCAUGGAGGUCAGGAAUACGGAAAAAUCCGAGCCCAUCAAGUCCGCGGCGCCGCGAACCUUGACCCACCGAGGUAAAAACCCGCCAUUCCAGAACUCCGAGAGCUCUUACGGCUGCCAUGGUGGCGCUACUUUGCUUCUACCCAUACUUCAGCCCACCAAGUGGCAACACAAGUCGGUCUGAUGUCAAGGUCGCAGGAUCCCAUGGUAACUCGGGCAGUUUACAACAUCAUUUUACCGUUCUCUCCGCCCGUUCUGGUACAUGAGUAGCCCCGGCCUUCUAUCGAGCAGGGCCAUACCAGCCUCCGGACAGACGCCUCGAAACCAUCUCUCCCCAUUGCGCAAGGCGUGUUGGGGCUCAAAACAUAGCCGUGAAGGCAAAUUCACUGCCAACCACACAUGCGAUCUAGGAUCAAGAAAUGUUAUUUGUCAUGGGGAGUCCGCCCCCUAGAAUACAAGGCCCA